This is a messenger RNA of Mytilus californianus (California mussel), 6127 nucleotides long. Its product is annotated as uro-adherence factor A-like. The coding region runs from base 234 to 5867 and encodes 1877 amino acids. NCBI's taxonomy places the organism in Eukaryota, Metazoa, Mollusca, Bivalvia, Mytilida, Mytilidae. The transcript has 4 exons. The record is from RefSeq and is a predicted model, not a curated record.
GCCACCUAGAAGUCACCAGGCUGAUUUUCAGAAAGACUAGUACGCUCCAAAAAUUCAAAAUAUUUGAUAUUUCAUAGAAUUUUAUGAAAAUUGUGAAUAAAAGUAUAUAUAAGAACCGAUAUUGAAAGUUGGUAUCAUCAAGGAAAAUAGAGCUGGAGAGGGAUGUGCAAUAGAAGAAAUGAACAGGUCUUAGUUUAAGGUUGAAUAGAAGUUGUGAACAAUUAUCUGUGAAAAUGUCUGACAUAAGUGAUGAUGAAGAUCCCAUUGACAACAUUGAUUUCUCAGUGAUCAGUAAUUCCAUAGAAGCCGGAGGAAAUACACUUGACCAGAUCCUGAAUGCUGUACAUUAUGGAUCUCCAGAAAUUCGACAUCUUUUACGGGAGUCAUGUGACUUCAUAUUUGAAUGUAAACAUUGCAAGAAUCUUUUCCGCUCCAUACCUAACUUCAUUGCUCAUAAAAGAAUUUAUUGUGGAGAUAAGUCAUUUUUUCAAAACACUCCCAAGAAGAAACCUAAGAAAAAGGAGGAGAUUGUUAUUGUACGUCCAGUUUCUCCGUCCUUGUCCGUUCCUGUGGAAAUAAUUCCAAAGGAAGGAGAAAAAACUGUCUUAGAACAGAUACUGACAGGUUCUUUUCAAGGUAGCUCCGAGGCUUAUAAACACUAUACAGAAGCAGCCACUCAUGUGGAAAAACAAAAAAUGAUUCAAUCUUCUUCCACUGUAGUAACCAGUGCAAUAAAAAACACACAAAAUGCAGUCAAUGUUAAUGUUGUUGAGAAACCGCUUACAUCAGGGAAAGACGUGGUAUCCAAUGCUACAAAUAUUUUAGAAAAAGCAAAAAAAUCAAGAAAACAGGCUCUAACAAAAAUUGUAGAUGGUCUGAAAAAAUCUGCCACAUCUUCAAAUUCAUCACCUAAAAAGAUCAUAGAUAAGAACACUGCCAAAGAUGGUAUUGGUGUUGGUGAAGUUCAGAAUAAAUCUGUUGCGACGGUGGUCAAACCUGUCUUGGAGUCAAAACGUAAAAAUAACAAAACACAAACUAAGGCAGAUAGCACUGUAGUACAGGGACUUAAAGAAAAAGUAGAUAACACUUUGUCUACUGUGAAAUCAGGAAAAACAGAACCAAUGAAAUCAGCAAAAGUUGUUUUGACCCAGUUGUCAGAUAAAGCACAAAUUUCUGAGAAAAGAGACUCGGCUGUGGACAAAUUGUCACAAAAGUCAAAUGAUCCAUCAUCUUUUGCUGAUAACGUCAAAACUGGGAAAUCAGCAGAUAAAUCUCAAACAUUAAAAAUAUCUUUAUCACCAAAUGAUUUAAGGCCUGUCAAAUCACAAAAUGGAUCAGAAUUGUCUGAACUUAGUCAGCUAGGUCACUGUGACCUAGAUAAACUGAAGUGCCUCAUUUGUAACUUACAAUAUACACAGAAGAAAACACUACUCCAACACAUGCAUGUAAUUCAUUCAGACACAAAGAGAAAAUAUCCUUGUAGUAUGUGCAAAAAAAAAUUCGACUAUUUUUGGGGACUGACACGUCACCUUUUGCUGAAUCACAAGAAAUCUAAAGAGGAAGUUGAUCGAAUGAGACCUGAAUUACGGGGUCUUGCAUAUACAGUUAAUGAACUAAGUAAAAUCGAUGAUUCUGAACACACCAUGGACAAAAAUCAAAGUACCAUGAAAACUGCACGUAGGAAGCAAGUUAUGAAAACUAUUGUGAAAAUGAAUACUUGUGAGGGUUGUCAUAAAUCAUUCUGGCAAAAGAAGAACUAUGAAGAGCAUGCAAAACAAUGUGGUUUUUUGGCAGCUGACCAAUCGCAGAAAAAAGUAACAAAAAAGACCCCUACGAAAGAAGAACAUUCUCAGUCACCUUUGACUGAAUCAGUAGCAUCUCGUCGUAAAAAGACUGUCCAAAAGUUGGCUGAAAGUAGGGACACUAAAGACUCUGAGGAUGACAUUUGUGACAAUACAUCAGAGGUUGCUAGUGAUAAUGGAGGAAAAUUUGUGGACAGAAGAAAAGCGGCAUCAGUACACAGAGUAAGGGUUGGUGGGAAAUUUGUUUCCAAGGAUUUUCAGCAGAAGAUGCAGGAAAAGGUAGAGCAAGAAACAGAUACUAACAGAACUGAAAUGAAAGAAAAAAUGAACGAGAAUAAAUCAAAUGCUAGCAAAAAUAAACUUGUGAAAAAACUGAAGGAAAAGUCUCGUACAUAUGUUCCUGCUCAGAGAUUCAUCAGUACAAGAAGAUCAGCUGAGUUUUAUCACUCACCUGCCCAAAGGACACGGUUCCAUGACAAAAGGAGAGCAGUUGUGUCCAGUCCAAAGAAAGAUUCACCAAGUAAAUCUAGGAAAGCAUGUGAAAAAAUGUCUGAAUCAGGUUCUGAGUCUUCUACUAAACAAUCUCCUGAACAGAAGUCAGAACUGGAACUUGCAAGACGUAAUCUAUUACAAGCAAUAGAAAAAGGCAGGAUGAAAGAGGACGACAACACAACAGAGAAAACAGGAUCUCCUGUGAAAAAAGAAAGUACUGCAACACCAAGUAACAAAUUGGGGUCUGUUAAAAAACUGUCUGAUUCAGAGACAGGACGAUCACGUUCAGUUACCAGAAGGUCAAUGAGCACGCCAUCCAGGGAUGGUUCAGCUGAUGGCAUAAAAAAACCUGGUGUUAGAUCAGACAGGAAACAGCCUCAAUCAAGGGAUUCAUCUAUUGAUAGUGUUAGAUCAAGGAAGAGCACCAGAACACAAAGAGAUACAUCUAGAGAACUGUCUGUAGAUAGUGUCCGAUCAUGUCAAAGUACAAGAAGUUCAUCUAGAAGCAAAAUGGUUACAGAGAAAGUCAUAGGAAAGAGAGAUGAGAAAGAAUCUGAUACAAAAAGUGGAUCUCGUCUUUCCACUCGUCAGUCUACUAUAAAGGAUUCACAAGAUUCAACAAAUGAAAACAUAGCUAAUAUCAAAUCACCAAGUGACUUUGCUGUAAAUCAGUCAGCAAAUAAAUCUUCAGAGUUGCUACAAACAAAAACAUCAGAAGAUACGUUACUAAAAUUAUCUUCCUUAAAAGAUGCCGAGAGCAAACCUGGUGAAAAGUCGAAUAGAAAAAAUGUCAAGAAUUCACCAACACAAAAGCCUGAUGGCAAAAAAUCUUCUCCAAUUUCUAAAAAUUCACCUAAAGAUGAGAAACAAUCCCGUAAAGUUGCACCAUCUAAGAAAAGUCCAGGAAAGGAUGAAGUUGAUGGCACAAAGCAAGGAGGCCAAGUGCAGAAAGUAAAACCUAAAUGGUCCACUAAAAAUUGGACUGAUAGAAAACCUGUUGAUCCUUUGGAAACUCCAAAGAGUGUGACAAAGCGUGGAACUAGUGUGAACACAGUGAAAGUGUCGAAAAAUGACGGAAAAUUAAAAGGAGUAACAAAACAUAAAGUAAUGAAAGCAAAAGCCAGGUAUGCUACAAGGUCAAUGAAGACUAGCAUACAGACAGCCAAGAAAAUUGGUGAAUUAAAAAAGAGGUACUCCACUAGGAUCUCUGCAAAGAAAAAUGAUGAUGAUUCUAAAUCUCAGGACUCAGUUGAAGUGGGAAAAUCUAAAAAUUCUGAUAAAAGUAAAGAUAAUAUUAGUGAACAGAGGCCUGUAGGCAAAAGUCAAACUCCACCAAAUUCAGAUAAAAAAUGCAAUCCAAAAGAUGGGGAGAAAAGCAUAAAAGGGAAACUUACAGAGGAAGUUAAAAUGUCUCCAGUCACUGAUAAAAAGAUGAAGACAGUUAAAACUUCUCCAGCUUCUAGUCAGAAAGGUAAAAUUGAAGCACCUGAAAAAUCUGAUAAACGGAAAUCAGUUGGUAAAAAUCAAACAUCUACAGAAGUAAAAACAAAGACUGUUGAAGCUGAAAAAAUAUCUACAAAGUCAUCAGAAAGCAAAAGUGUAAAGGAAGAGAAUGUUGGUACUAGCGAUGAAGCUAAAUCAAGUGAUGUGACCGUAUACUCCCACAGACCAAGGAUAGCUUCAGAUAUGGAAGGAGUAAAGAUCAUAGAGGAAAUAUGGGUCAGCAAAGAAAUAGGUCAACCAUUACAGAGUGUCAAAUGUAAAAAGACGAUUAUAGACUCACCCAAAAAGUCAAAAGCUGGAAGGAUGUAUGUAGUUGAUUCAGCCGACACUGAUUCAGACAAAUCAAAAUGUCUAGAUUUUAGCCGAAUAAAUCAUUUGGUGGAUUACAAAAAUAACAAAUGUCUACAGUGUGGACUUGAACUUACAGAUAUUUCUAGUCUACGUAGACAUGCAGUCCGGCAUCUUGGAUGGAAGAGGUAUAAAUGUAGGCUUUGUGCCUACACUGGAUUUAACAGGUCAGAGUGCAACUCUCAUAUAAAAAGACGACAUGCAGAAAAACUCAUUGCCAGCUCGUCUCCAUUGUCUUCAUUUAUCAUAGACUUGAAUAAGGAAGCGUCAGAUGUUCGUAACAGAAAAAAGAAAUCUACAAUGAAAAAGAAAACUAUUGCAGAAAAGAAGUCAGAAAAACUUUCUGAUACAGGUCCCAGAACAUUGAGAAAAUCUGUAAGGAAAAGCAUUGCAGAGGAUGGUCAGGCAAGUGAAUCUGCAAACAGCAAGUCGGAAAAAUCUGAAUCAUCAGUCACUGAAAGUCUGCCUGCUAGUAGAGCAAGAUCUAGUUCUGGUCCUCCUGUUGCAAGCACCUCCCUGGAAUCAGAGUCCACUGAUAAUGAGGCUAUAUUAACACGUAAAAGAAAACGAGCAAUCAGUGAAGAAAGUGUUGUUAUGGAAACAAAGGGAGAUGAUUUGACUCUGAUGUCAACUUCAGAAGCAUCUGAACAGUCUAAACUACAAUCUGAUUCUAUGAACAAGUCUAUUGAUGAUAAUUUAGAUGACUUGGAAGAAGAACUUCGUAGUGUUUCUGAUUAUGAGGAUAAUAAUGAACCACCACAGAGAAAUGUUGUAUCACCCACAUGGACCAAAAUGAAUGCAAAUGUGGCUUUAAUGAUGGCCACACUUGAGGAGGCAAGAGCUACAAAGUUCUCAAGAGGGAAGCGAGGCAGAGGAGGCCUUCGUAAAUUUAGUCCUCCACUUCGCAAAUAUACCCGUCUGAGUACAGAUGAUUCAAUAGAUCAAGAUGCAAAUUCAUUGAAGGAUAACAAUGAAGAGUUGUCUCCCUUAGAUAGUAAUGUAAAUAAAAACUCUGAUUCUAAGAUGGAAAAAGAAAAAGAAAAAAUGGAGGAAAAUGCUAUUGAGGAAUCUCCACAAAAUCCACAAUCUACAGAAAACAACAAAAUAGAUGAAAAACCGUCGUGUGAAAAGUCUGAAAAAUUUCAAAGUGACUCAUCAGAGAUUGAAACAUUUUCGAAAGAUGAAAAAAAUACUGAGAUAAAGGAACCACCAGAAAAGGAAAGUAGUGAAGAAAAUAAGAAAACUGAAUCUACUGCAAAUGAGGAAGUGAAAUAUACUGAUAUGGAAGAGGUCGAUUCCUCUGUUAAUAAGGAUGAAGAAAAUGAUAUGAAAGGAAACGAGCAGUCUUCAGAGGAUGAAAAAAUGCAAAUAGUAAAAUCUUAUGAGCAGUCAGUGAAAUUAGAUGUGCAAUCCGAAAAAUCAGAUGUUGAAUCGGUAAAAUCAGAUGUGCAAUCCGAAAAAUCAGAUGUGGAAUCAGUAAAAUCAGAUGUGCAAUCAGUGAAAUCAGAUGUGCAAUCGGUAAAAUCAGAUGAAGUUGAUGCUGAAAAGGUUAGUAGUGAAAUAGUUGAUGUGGCAGAAGCCAGUACAGACAACAAAGUUCAAGAAGAAACAAAUACAGAGUCUGGUGAAGAAAUAUCAAAAUCAGGAGAAGAAUCAAAACAGGACUUGAAAGAAUCUAAAAUAGAAAACACAGCUGCAAAGGUCGAAGGUUGUCAGACUUAACUUGUUCUUUGUGAUUCUUUAUUUAGUUUAGAAAUACAACAUGUACAUAAAUGAAAUAUAUAAUACAGUAAAUUCACAAAUUAUUGCAUCAAUUUAUUUUUGUAAUUGUUGUGCAAUGGACAAAAGUUUGUGAUUAAUUAUUGUGAUUUCAGGAAAUGGUGUAUACAAUAAUGCAAUCAAAAUUCAAAAUGCAAGUUUUUAUUUUUUCUGAUACCUGGUCUGUUGUUUAUUUAAACAUACUAUUAAAAUUUCUGAAUUAA